AUGCUACUCUCACCUCAUCAGUCCAGCAAGUCUGCCCCUCAGGAAGCUGACAUGGUCGAGGACAUUGAUGAGCCCCCUGAUCAUCGGUUUCUGAACACGUCGAUGAACAACAUGGACGACGGUGUCGUUUACGUCAAGUCCACCGCCGCCAUGACUGACCGGAAGGAGUCCCUCCUCACCCGCGCCCUCAAGAGCAGCCCCCCUCCAAGCCCAGCCGAUCGUCAUUCACCAUCUCAGGAGCACUCCUUCUACCGCUCCUACACCUAUACCAACAUCAGCGGCAUCUCUACAGCCGAGUUGACCAGCGAUGGUGGCCUCACAAGCCCCUCUCUAUCCAAUACACCCAGCCCGCCUCUGCCCUCUCACUUGUCCAACAACACGUCUUCGAUGGGUGAUAAGAGAAAGGCGGAGGCGGUGGAAGUGGGCGAGUCGGCUGUCGAGGCGAACCUGGGACGCAAGCGGUGUAUCAGCUUCGCCUGCGGACGCAAAGCCGAGGAGCAGAAGCCACAGAACCCUUCACCACAGCGUCCAGUCACGAAGAUCCAUGACGCCAGCGUUACACCAACUGAGCCUAAGCGGAGGACCGUUCUCACCUUUGUUUGCCCGGCACGGGAUCCCGAAACUCGCCGGGAGAGGUCGCCACUUCGCGGUGGCUGCAGGCCGCGUCCCCGCGGGUCGCCUGCUCCCAUGGCGCGCAAGGCUUCCCCGGAGAAGGCUGCUCCCUCACCGGUGAGCAAGGCUUCCCAGGAGCAGAAGAUUGAUCGCCGGGGUGUCCCGACCAAGGGGUUGGGUAAGUUCGAAGAGUCCGAGGCUACUCGCUUUCACGAAUUUGCCAGCUCCGUCGAGGAAGAUGACGAGUGGGUAACGAAGUCCGGAGAGUAUUCGGAGAAGAUUACGCUUAAUGACUGUAUGAAGAAAGAGAAUGCUAUUAGGAAGCUGGGAGAGGAAGCGGAGGAAGAGGCGCUCGAAGAAGAUGACGAAGAUGAUGUUGAGGACUCCGAUGACGACUCGACCGUUCACGAUUUCUCUUCUGAUGACGGAAAUGAAUCGGAUAAUGAAGCUGGUUUUGCAGAGUCAGACGAGAGUGAUGAUGGUUCGGAAUACGAUUUUUGGGCUCCGACCAGCACUACUGCUGCCACCAGCCCUCAAAAUGCCGACAUCGCUCGCCACCCUUUCAGUCGCCGCGACUCGAACACGUCUUUCGAUUCUGCCAACGAUGUGCAGCAGCAGCAAAGAUGGUCGCCUGUCUUAUCUGCCAAGACAACUAGCCGAUCGCCCAUGAAGAUCCCAAAGUUGCGUCCUGGCACACCUAACCUUCCCGACAGUACGGACUUCGUCUGCGGAACUUUCGACGAAGACCGGCCUCUGGAGGCUGCCUACAAGUCUUGCAUCGAGCAGCGCCGUCUUUCCAAGCAAAUUGUCAUCCCUCAAGAUAUCGAUCCCAGCUUUCCCACUUCGGAUCCUGAAGAUGAGGAGGAUGAGGAGGAUGAUAUUGAGGAAUCUGUGAUGGAUGAAGGACCUCGGGGACGGACUGGUAGAGACUCUGCGCAGAAGCCUUCUCCUCGUACGUCUCCCAGACGUAUGGUCUCACCUCCGCCUCGCCGUCAGGGUCGUUCCUCGCCAAAGCGUCUUCGCUCUCCGCCGCCGCCGAUGAAGCUGCGGUCUUCCAAGGAUGACCUGGCAUCUGCGGAUGAGGCCCCUGCUGUGCCGUCGCGGGGACUGAACAUCAGUGAACUGGUGCAACGUCCCGCGAUGUCUCGUACCAAGUCCCUGCCUCGGACGCCCAACCCUUUCUUCACUAGUUUGGACAAGUCUCACCGCUGGUCUGGCAUUGUCCCUGUUUACGAAUCGCCGGAGCGCGAGUCGUCACGCACCCGUGAGGUGCACACCAGAGGUCCCAUCGAUAUUGUUGAGGGUCUCGAGAAGAAACGCCAGAAACGAAAGGAGAAGUUCUGGCGUCAGCAUUGCCGCAAAGCUGCCAAGGAGCAGAUGGUACGGCGACCGAUCCCCGGAAAAGGUGCUGAACGGAUGAAGGAGCUUGGCCUCGAAGUUGCUGAGAGGUGCAGAGCUUACGGCGUUGGAGAGAACGCCCAGCUCGUCCUAUCUGUUUAG
This is a messenger RNA of Aspergillus niger, 2112 nucleotides long. RefSeq lists its product as uncharacterized. The transcript has a single exon. The record is from RefSeq and is a predicted model, not a curated record. Lineage: Eukaryota; Fungi; Ascomycota; Eurotiomycetes; Eurotiales; Aspergillaceae. Bases 1 to 2112 code for a protein of 703 amino acids.